UUGGUUUGGUUUCUCUUAAAAAAAAUAAUAAAAAAUAAAAAAUCUUGCGUCAAUGGAGGAGAGAGCCGAAUCUUCUUCUUCUUUUCCGGCAGUAGCAUCAGAAAAGUCGGAGGAGCAGGUGAUGAGCGAGGUACACUUGGGUUGCCCUUCUGGUCUCUCUGGGUCCCACUAUUCCCGCUUCACCUUCUCCGUUCCGCCUGAUAAAUCAGAAGGUGAAUCAGCUUCAACGGAUAAACCAAUUAGGAUUGAUGAGGAUGGUGAUCUUGUUCUCACUAGACGCAGCAAAUCACGUAAACAGAGCUUUAAUGUGGUUAUUCAGCACAAUAUCACAUCAUCAAUUCCAAAUGUGGGCCUGCAGGUGUGGAGAGCAGAGUUGCUGUUAUCGGAUUUUCUGUUGCAUAAGAUGUCAACCUCGUCUGAAUUUGAAGGGAUUGUCUCACUAGAACUUGGUGCUGGUACUGGGUUGGCCGGUUUAUUACUUGCCCGAGUCGCUAAAACAGUGUUUUUAACAGACCAUGGUGAUGAGAUACUUGACAAUUGUGCCCAGAAUGUUGACCUUAAUUUUGAACUAUUCAAUUGUCAAGCAACCGUUCAUGUUCGUGAACUUGAUUGGAUGAGUUCCUGGCCUCCUAAAAUAUUCCUAGAAGAAUCCACUAAUUUCAACAGGUAUUCUUGGACCGCCUCCGAAGUUGAAGAAGCCCAGGAAGCUUCAUUGCUUGUAGCCGCAGAUGUAAUCUACAGUGAUGACCUCACAGAUGCAUUUUUCAGUACUAUAGAGAGCUUAAUGUGCCUUGGUUCAGAAAAGGUGUUAUACUUGGCAUUGGAAAAGCGCUACAACUUCAGCCUCGACGAUCUUGAUGUCAUUGCAAAUGGUUAUUUGCAUUUCCGAAGCUAUCUGCGAGAUGAGGAAGUUGCAGAGUGUGAAGGCGCUGAAGUCUGCUCAACACCUUGCUUUGUGGGCAAGCGCAUUGACAUCACACAGAUUCCUCAAUAUGCGAGAGAGUAUGACAGAGGAAGCAAUGUGGAGAUUUGGAAGAUCAAGUACAACAGAAGAAGAUCUUGAACUAAGGUUCCUACUUUCUACCUAUGACAACAGGAUAUCCCAAGUUAUUAGACAAUUCUUCUGCUUUGUAAAGGUGCAUA
This is a messenger RNA of Morus notabilis, 1143 nucleotides long. Its product is annotated as methyltransferase-like protein 22. Gene Ontology annotation, cellular component: nucleus. Gene Ontology annotation, biological process: protein methylation. Gene Ontology annotation, molecular function: protein methyltransferase activity. The record is from RefSeq and is a predicted model, not a curated record. NCBI's taxonomy places the organism in Eukaryota, Viridiplantae, Streptophyta, Magnoliopsida, Rosales, Moraceae. The transcript has 9 exons. Bases 53 to 1063 code for a protein of 336 amino acids.